AGUGAAUACAUUUGCCUCUGAUUCAUGCAAGCAUAAAUGAUGCUUUCACAGUCUUUUGUCAGAGGUGGGUGAAAGUGUUGAAUUCAGAGCUUAUUUAGGCAGCUUACUUUAAUCUGUAUUUUUUAAAAAGUUAGUUUUGGGUAAACCGGAGAGCUCUUAAUUUUUGAGUGGAUUCUGGAACAUGAAGUGCACGAUGCAUAUAUUUAAAUUAUCCAUACCACCCUCUCUGUUAAUUCCCUGUAUCCCCUGAUUCUGUAGAGUGUAACGUAUGUCCUCGAGUCUGUUUUUUACUGACUUGAACCAGAAUACUGAUCCAUCAAAUAGCAUGUGUUGAACACCUCAUAGAUAUUUCAAGCUUUGGUUCCUUAGUUCUUGAGUAGACCUGUUGGACUCAAAUUGUAUGAAACAUGAGUACUACUUUUCUAUGAGUCCUGCUCCAUAGUUGCCACCAAGGAGCACAAUGACAUGUGCUUGUUCUAAAGUAAGAUAAGUGCUUAAAAUCAUUAGAACAUUGUUUUGAAAAGUUUUUCAUGACAUCAUCCCAGUAAGAUAGUGGGUCUACAGUGCAAUGGUUCCUCUUCAGCCCUGAGGUUAGUUCUUUGAGCUAACACAUUGUGUUCCAUGUUUGCAUGUCUUUUGCUGAGUAGACCCCUCUGCUGUAGCACGUUUGCCAUAAAUUAAUGUGUGUCCUUUUGCAGUGCAAUAGACAGGUUAUUUCUUUAGAGGGGGGAAAAAAAUACAUUACAAAGUUAAAUUAUCACUGAAUUGUUACAGAAGAAGCUGCUCCUGGAGAAGCAGAUGGUUGUGUUCUCUGCUUUCUUUAAAAGUUGAUACAGACCUACUCUCGUGUACGUGCAUCUUACUGAGGUCAAGUACUCAGUUUAGUGGUAGUUCAACUUAGGGGUUUUUUUUUCAGCAAUGCUUUAAGAGAAUGUCAGAAAGUUACAAUUCAAAAAACUAGGAAUGAAAUUUUUUCUUUCUAACAAUGGCCAGUGAGAAAGAUGAAGCGUAAUAAUAUGUUUUUUGUGACAAUUCUAAAACUGAAUGAUUUUUUUCUUUCACAUUUAAAGGAGGAGUCAAGGCUGGAUGUUCUGAUAAAUAAUGCAGGGGUAUUCCAGUGUCCAUACAUGAAGACGGAGGAUGGUUUUGAGAUGCAAUUUGGUGUAAACCACUUGGGUCACUUCUUGCUCACCAACCUUCUUCUGGGCCUUCUCAAAAAUUCUGCUCCGAGCAGGGUUGUUGUAGUAUCCUCAAAGCUUUACAAAUAUGGAGAGAUCAACUUUGAAGACUUGAACAGUGAAAUAAGUUACAAUAAAAGCUUUUGUUACAGUCGAAGUAAACUGGCUAAUAUAUUAUUUGCAAGGGAGCUAGCCCGUCGGUUGGAAGGCACAGGAGUCACCGUCAACUCUCUCCAUCCUGGGAUUGUCAGAACAAAUCUAGGCAGGCACGUGAAUAUUCCUUUGCUGGCCAAACCCCUGUUCAACUUGGUGUCAUGGGCUUUCUUCAAAACACCUCUGGAAGGAGCCCAGACUUCUAUUUAUUUGGCCUCUUCUCCUGAUGUUGAAGGCGUGACAGGAAAAUAUUUUGGAGACUGCAAAGAGGAAGAACUCCUGCCCAAAGCUAUGGAUGACUUGGUUGCAAGAAAGUUGUGGGAUAUCAGUGAAGUGAUGGUUGGCUUAUUGAAGUAAGUGCCAGGGGGUGUCUGCAAAACAGAGUGCAGAUAACUAUGCAAUGCAUUUUUACAAAAGUGAAAUUCUCACUUUAAAUGCUAUGGGAAUACAGAGUAUGUUGCUCAAUAAGUAUGAAAUAAGGGAGUGGUUUAUGUUGGAACUGUUUUGAAAUAAAAGACAAUCUUCAACAGAGAUAGGCAUUCACAAAAGUCUGAAAUACAGUUUAUGGGUGUGAAUAUAAUUUAUCAUUAAAUCUGCUUGGAAACUCAUGUUUUACAAAUAAAAACUAAACAGAACUGUGUUUUGCAAUAUAUAUGCAUAUUUCUCAUGUUCCACUACUUGCAAUCAGCCUGGAAAAUGCAAGGUACUGAUGGUGAAACACUUCUGUAAAAAAUGUGAAAAUAAGUCCUAAUAAUAGAAUUAUCGUCUUUUUAUGAGCCAUCAGAAUAAUACAUGGAAUAAAGAAUUUUACUGAUAUCUUGCACUGUAAUUGUUGAGGCCUCUGAGUUCUGUUCAAAGGCUUGACAGCUCCAUGGUUCAGUAAACAGAACUGUUGAGCCAUGUGCAGUUCUGCUGUGAAGCACAAAGUCAGCUAUUUUUAGUGGUGUUGCUGCUGUUCAACGUGUAAGUACAGUUGGUUGUGCAAGCUGUAUUUUUAUUUUCAUAUGUACUGAACUUGCUGUUUCUUGAAACCUUGGUUUUCAUUAAAAGGAUAGUUGCAAGAUGUAUUAUGGUCUUUAUAGGGCUUUGCAUGGCACAAAUUGUGUGCAUACAAAGUUUGUAAGACCUCACCCAGAUUAGACCGAAGAAUCUCAGUUUGUGUGUUUGCCUUGACUGAUGGCACUUUAACUAAGUAAUGUUCUGUAAAUCUGUCUCGUACAGCUACUGAAUAUUCCUUAAUAAAAUCCU
Manacus vitellinus (golden-collared manakin) is the source of this 2579-nucleotide messenger RNA. RefSeq names its product retinol dehydrogenase 14-like. NCBI's taxonomy places the organism in Eukaryota, Metazoa, Chordata, Aves, Passeriformes, Pipridae. The record is from RefSeq and is a predicted model, not a curated record. The transcript has a single exon. The coding region runs from base 1002 to 1688 and encodes 228 amino acids.